This is a messenger RNA of Symbiodinium sp. CCMP2456, 1386 nucleotides long. The record is from the annotation of a GenBank genome assembly. NCBI's taxonomy places the organism in Eukaryota, Dinophyceae, Suessiales, Symbiodiniaceae.
AUGGCGAUGUGGGGUCAUCAAGCUGCAUUUCAUGGAGACGUGGUAGUCGAGGAGGCCGGGGAGACAUUGAUGGAGAGGACCGGGCAUGUUGGUGACCGCUGGUCCACCGGUGGUGGAGAUACCGGCUUGGAUGACUUGGUCGGCUUCGGGGACAUGAGGGCAGGUGGCCGUGGAGGUGAGCUGGCGAGCUUCUCAGACCUGGGCCCGUACGUUUUUGUGGGCAUCGUAAGCACUGAAGGCCAAGGCCCCAUCACAGGCUGGGGCGUCAGCGACCUGGGCGCGGGCCCCGGCUUCGGCGCUCCGGCCUUCCACCGGGGCAGCGGCGCCGGCCUGGGUGGCCUGGGUGGCUUCGGAGGCGUUCACUUUGCGGACGCUGAGAGCGAGGACGAGGACUGGUGGGGAGGUUGGGAAGCAGAAGACGAAGGCGAGCUUGGCGAAUGGAAGUGGGCUAUGGUUGUUGUCAAAGAGGGCGAACACAAGAAGAAGACCGGGAUCGUCACGGCCAUCCAUGGCCACUGCCCGCGCCACAAGCACCCCUUGGAGAAGAUGAAGGAAGAUGAUGACCCUUUCGAAGACGAGAAGCCGAAGGAGGAGGACAAGAAGCCAAAGAAGAAGAAAGGUCCUCGACUCGAGUGUGAGAUGUGCAAGGCCGCCAAGAAGAAGGAUAAGGAUGCCAAGCCGGAGGACGACGGAAAGCCCAAGCCAGUGGCCUUCGGCUGCGAGGACUGCAACUGGUACGUCUGCGCGGACUGUCACGGCAAGAAGGGGGAGAAGCAAUGGCAGUGCAUGCUCCAGGUGGACAUACGGGAGGGAAUGGAGGUCCACCGCGAUUGGUUUAAUGUUGAUCACCUCCGGCUUUUUGCCGAAGCCGAAGAUGACAUGGACCUCGAAGAUGAGGAGGAGAACGUGGACGUCAAUCUGGCGAAGAAGUUCUACCCAGACCUGAUCGAGGGCCAGCAAAUCAAGGCCUCGCUCAGCUCCGCCGGGCGUUGGGGCUUCACCCAGCGCUUCAUGUACGAUGCCGUGGUGUCGCGCGUGCAGGAUGACGGCAACUACGACAUCAAGUUCCAUGACCAGCUGCUGGGAGAGAAGAACGGCAUGCCCAUUGAGGAGCUGGAGAGCCUGCUCACCUUCGAAGCCUCCGGACUGGGCCUGGAUCCUUCGAGGUACCUGGCCAUGCCGCUCGAGGGCCUGGCUCCUGGUGGAGCGGGUUCCGGCGAGGACCACGUGAAGUACACGUUGACCCUCGAGCUCAAGCUGCCCGUGCAGAGGCAUUGUCGUUUCCAAAAACGGACGUUGGAUAUCAUCAUCAUCAUCAUCAUCAUCAUCGCCACCAUCACCAUCAUCCAGUCUUGCGAUGCAGCCCGCAGGAGUUAUCCAUCCUAA